Anopheles maculipalpis is the source of this 4426-nucleotide messenger RNA. RefSeq names its product protein Gawky-like. NCBI's taxonomy places the organism in Eukaryota, Metazoa, Arthropoda, Insecta, Diptera, Culicidae. Gene Ontology annotation, biological process: miRNA-mediated gene silencing by inhibition of translation; positive regulation of nuclear-transcribed mRNA poly(A) tail shortening. The record is from RefSeq and is a predicted model, not a curated record. The coding region runs from base 54 to 4400 and encodes 1448 amino acids. The transcript has 7 exons. Gene Ontology annotation, cellular component: P-body; nucleoplasm. Gene Ontology annotation, molecular function: protein binding; RNA binding.
CUGCGGCUUUAGCUACGGGUAGCGGUGUUGGAGGAGGUACGGCAGGCAGUGGCAUGGCCUCAACAUCGUCCGCAAAGCUGGAACAUCUCAACUCGAUGCGUGAGGCGCUGUUCGCCCAAGAUGGUUGGGGCUGUCAGCAUGUCAAUCAGGACACACAGUGGGAUGUGCCGAUAUCCCCAGAACCAAGCACGAAACCCGAUCCUUCGCUAAAGGCUACCGUCAAUAAUGGUACCGAACUGUGGGAAACAAAUCUUCGCAACGGUGGACAACCUCCAGUGCAGGCACCUUCUCAGAAAACUCCCUGGGGACCGCAGAGUCAUCACGGUGGAACUUGGGGAGUUGAUGAUGAGAGUAGCGGCGAGGCUAGCAAUGUUUGGACUGGAACUCCCGGUGCACCUGGAGGCGGUGGUAUUGUUGCUAGUGCUCUUGCUGGAGCUGGUGGACCACCGCCAGUGGUUGGCGGAAAUCCUGCUGGACUUGUCGGAGGACAAGUGGGAGCUGGUGGCGGAUGGCAGCAGGGAGCAAACGUAGGUGCAGGAGGAGUUGGUGGAGGUGCUGGAGGUUCUGUUGGCGGUGGUAAUGGUAUGUGGCAAGCGGCAACAGGUCUUCCUGGCAGUGCUGGAAUUGCUCCACCGAAGAAGAGUGACAAUGAUUGGAGCAGUGCUGCUGCUGUUGGUAUUGGAGCGGCAGGAGGCGGAAACGGAAGUUGGGGUGAAACACGUGGAAGUGUCGGUGCUGGUGCAGUUGGUGCAACUGGCCCGAACCCCGGUGUUCCACCACAUCUUGCUUCUCAGCUCGAUGGAUUACCGAACGUGGAUAUUCGAAGCAUGCGUCCUCCGGGUGCAGGUGGUAUGGACCAGAACCGUGAAUUCCGUGGUGAUCCUCGGGGAAUCUCUGGACGUCUAAGUGGAUCUACAUCGGGCAUGCUGGAGCAUUAUCCUUUGGGCAAAAUGCCACCUCCGGGCGCUAUGUCCUCGGCAUCGUCAGCUGUGGGUGCUGGUAACAGUCAGUGGCCGCUGGGUGGUGGUGGAGGUGUAGGAGCUGGUGGAGGACCGGUUGGUGGUGGUGGAGUUCAAUCCAGCAUGGCUCCAACGAAGACGGUUUCCGGUGGCUGGGAUGAUAACUCUCCGCCGGCGGUGCGUCGCAAUCCUAAUCUUGAUGAUGGCACGGCUCUGUGGGCAGCUGGAGGACCUCCUGGAGGUCCCGGUGGUAGAUCUAAUUCUGGUGUUCCCGAUAGUCAAAUAGUUGGACGCGGUGGACGCAACGGUCCGUUGAGCGGAUUGAAUGCUGGCCCUAUUGGUGGUGGUGUAGGUUCAUCCGGUGGUCCUGGAGGGUUGGGUGGUCCGAGGAUGGUUGGUUCCGGCGGGCCUGGUGGUAACCCUCUGAAAACUGAUAACAGUAACAUGUGGAUGGGUGGACAUGGAGGAGGAGGAGGAGGAGGCGCUGGCGGCUCUCGAAACGGUUCUUGGGAUGAUCCUACAAUUGGUGGAUCAUCCGGUGGAAACAAUUGGGACGAUAAAUCGGCUAUCGGAGCUAGCGGACCACUGGGUGGAAGUGCUUCAUGGAUGGAUGGUCCAGGGACUGCCGCUCCCGGUGCAGGAAUGCCGGGUGCGGGAAAUCAGUCUUGGAAUGCGAACAAAAAACCUCUGGGUGCAGCUGGUGGUGGAGGCGUGUGGCCAGAUGCUUCUUCGAGUGCUGAUUUGAUGGGCAAUGACUGGAAUGUUGGUGGUCCUGGUAUUGGAGGGGGUAAAAUGGCCAAUAAACCUCCUCAUGGACCAUUGGAAAUUAUUCGAAGCAGCAAGCAAUAUCGGAUUUUGUGCGAGAUGGGCUACAAGAAGGAAGACGUCGAAUUCGCACUACGAGCCGCCAAUAUGGUGCUUGAGGAAGCUGUCGAUUUGCUGCAACGAAACGGGUCUCUACCGAAUGUAGCCGGUAUGGGUAACGCUCCAUCAGGAGGAGACUGGAGAAGAGAUGACGCACACGCGCAGCUUGGUGGAGGCGCAGGAGGUGGCAAUAUUGGUAGUGGUAGUGGUGGAUUUGAGCCAGUUUUUGGCAAUCGUUACUUGGGAAGCGGUGCAGGAGGAGCUGGCAAUGGCGGAGCAGGUGGAAAUGGGCAUUCUUUGCAUUUUCAACAGGGUAAUCAGAAUGGCAUGCCUGGCAGUGGAGCUGGUGGCAUGGGCGGAACAGGUGGAAAUCCAAAUCUGUCCGGUUUGCAUGGUCUUUCCUCCAAGUCUCUUGGUAGCUACCUAAAUCAGGCUCCUCCGCCCAUGGGUGGUUUGGGAGGGCAGGGAGGCUCCAUGACUCCAUUCAAUCAAGGUGGAGGAGCUGGAAAUAAUGCAGUUGGUGGAGGCGCUGGUGGAGGUGGUGGUUCUGGUGGUGGACAGAACUCAGUCCAACCGACCACACAACUACGCUCGCUCGUUCAACAGAUUCAGAUGGCGGUACAGACCGGGUACCUGAAUCCACAGAUUCUCAACCAACCGCUGGCUCCACAAACGUUUCUGCUGUUGAAUCAGUUGCUGAGUAGCAUUAAGCAAUUACAAGUUACCCAGAGCAAUCUGCAGCGUGGAGGCGCCGGUUCCAAUAAUCAAAUAGCGAUGAUCUCCAAGAUUAAGCAGCAGAUAGCCAGUUUGCAGAAUCAAAUAGCUACCCAGCAGACGCUAUACGUUAAGCAACAGCAGCAGCAGCAACAGCAGCAACAGCAGCAGCAGCAACAGCAGCAACAACAGCAGCAACAUCCACACCAACAACACCAGCAUCAGCAACAUCAGCAGCAACAACAACAGCAGCAUCAGCAACACCAGCAACAACAUCAUCAGCAUUCCUCCCUUGGCAAUCCAUCGUCCCAUCUGGGCGGUGGUCAUCUCGGUGGCAAUUUUCAUCGCAAUGAUCCUAACGAGCUAAGCGCACUGCAGAACAGUCUGUCGGAAAUGACGCUGGGCAAAGAGCACAAUGGUCCUUAUCUGUCCGGACCACCGGUAAGCGGUGGUGGAAGUGGUGCUGGAACAGGUGGAGCCGGCCCAACCAGUCAGCAGUCACGCUUGAAUCAGUGGAAGUUACCAUCGAUGAUGGAUAAGGAUAACAAUCACGAAUUGACUGAUUUUUCGCGCGCUCCUGGAUCGACGGCCAAAUCGGUUGGACUCGGUGGUAAUGGUAACGGAGGCUCCGGUGGAAUGGGUGGACUGGGUGGAUUGCAAAGUGACGGUACCUGGUCAUCGGGACGCGCUGGCAUGACGGAUGGCUGGCCAGAUAAUGCAUCGUCCGAUCUGACCGGCAAGGAUUGGCCCUCGAAUCAAGAUUCAUUCUCCGAUUUGGUACCGGAAUUCGAACCCGGAAAGCCGUGGAAGGGCACUCAGAUGAAGAUUGAGGAAGAUCCAACCAUCACUCCCGGUAGUAUUGCUCGCAGUCCUAUCGCGUCGAUUUCGGUCGGUUCGGCGAAGGAUUCGGAACUAUUUGCAUCAAGCAACAAACCAUCCCCGACGGACUCGAUUAGUCUUUCGUCAUCGACUUGGAGCUUCAACGCGAGCAGCAACAAUUACUCAUCGUCGUCCGGUGCUGGUGGUGGUAUGAGUAAGCUCGGAGGUCCGUCUAAGAACACCUGGUCGGAUAGUGGCGUCACCGGCGCUGGUUCUGAUGUUUGGGGUGGUGGACUUAGUGGAUCUGGAGGGCCUACGGCAAACAGUGCGACCAAAACGCCACGUGGCCCACCUCCAGGGCUAUCCUCUGGAAAGGCAACAGGUGGUGCUGGAGCAGGCGGUGGUCCGGGAAGUAACGGAUGGAUCCAAAGAACGGGUCACGGACAGGGUGGCAAUUGGUCGGGUGGUGGUGGAGCAGCUGGAACCUGGUAUUCGACGUGGUUGUUGUUGAAGAAUCUAACCGCCCAGAUCGAUGGAUCAACCUUGCGCACACUUUGCAUGCAACAUGGUCCGCUGCAAAACUUCCAUCUUUAUCUGAACCACGGCAUUGCGCUCUGUAAAUACUUAACCCGCGAGGAAGCGAACAAAGCUCAGCUGGCACUGAAUAAUUGUGUGCUAGGAAAUACAACGAUCUGUGCCGAAUCACCCACCGACAGCGAGGUGCAGACGAUUCUACAGCACUUGGGACUCCCGGGACAGAAUGGAGGAAGUGUAGGUGGAGGUGGUAGUGGCGGUAGCACUGGAGGUCAAAACAACAGCACGGGCAGUGUUACGGGUGGUAUUGGCAAUUCAAAUAUGGCACAAACAUGGCGCUCAAACGGUCCCAUCACUGGACGUGUCACUGAUACCUGGGGCCCGUCAUGGUCUUCUUCUACCGGUGGCGGUAAUCUAUGGACCCCGUUAGAUGGUCCAACUGAACGGGGCACACCAUCGAACUUGAACUCAUUCCUUCCGGAGAAUUUACUCGUUGGCGAGCUUAACUGAACUGUGACCAUCUUGCAACACCAGCA